AUGGAUCGGGUCUCAACGCAACGCCGCCGGCCGGGCCGUAAUGUCGGCUUCGCCCCCGUUGCACAGACCGAGUCCGAUCUCGAGGCGUCCGAUGAUGUUUCACAGUACUGGGAAUUGCCGGUCAACGAGCCACUCGAUCGUGAUCUUCACAGUCGAGUUCGCAACAUCUUCCGCAAUGCGGUUCCUCCUGGCCAAUUUGACGAAGAUGAAUGGUUACAGCACGUUGCUGCAAAUACUGCCGAGACAGUAUACGCACCAGUCGACAAUCUCGUUGCCCUUGACGGAUUGGAAGAAGCAACAAUCGCAGAGUUGGCCGGGCCUGGUACUAUUGAGUAUUAUGCUCCGUACGCUCGUGGACAUGACCGCGCACCCUCUUCACUCAGCAAUGAAAGUGAUGCAAGGACAGAAAAGACCUAUGUUGAAAAGGAACAAUGGGAUUCAAAGGACAAGUUCCUCCGCUUCGAGCCCAUGGUCACCACUAUCGAAGUGGACGACGAGGUUCCAUCGCAUCCACCCAAGAAGCUACCCAACUAUAAACCUGCCGCACUCAGGCGAAUGUUCCUCGUCAUACUCUUCUCUGCGGCAGUGGCAUUGCUAGCAGUCAUGGUAACGGCAUUGUUAGUUUUACCAAAGAGCUCAAACUCUGUUGCAUCCGAUAUAAUUUCAAGGAAUACAUCAGAGAUCAAGCUACGUUCAUCUGGUAUUACGCAACGCAGUCUGCAACAUGCAUACGGUUUGGUGGGCCCCCGAGGGCACGGCGAUUCUGGUUCGUCGAGUGCAGAAGAAUCUGCGAGCGAAGACGAGCAGACCUCAAAGGCCACCUCGAGUACUACACUCAAAGAUGUCGAUGAUGCUACGACAGUAUUGAAAACUACAACCACCACGAGCAAAGUCUCUGAUGGGACUACAUCCGUGCCCGAGUCAGACCCAUCAGAGACGAAAUCUGAACUCGGCCAGACUCCUGACACGUCUACGACGUCAAGUACUCUGCAUACAUCAUCGUCAUCCUCGACUACACGUAAUCAGGAUGAUACCACGACGAAGACCACGACGGCAGCAGAGGCAGCGUCAACACCGACGGAUACCCAACCCACCAAGCCUUCAAAGGGUGGGGAUGAUGCAUCUCCAACGACGAUGAGAGCGACCACAGUAGCUACUAGCAUAGCCACGACGGCUGUUACGACUUCUUCGGAGAAAACGGACCCAACACAAAAUGAAUCCACUAUGACCACGACCAAGAAUGAUCCAGAGCCUAGUGAUGGGGGCCAUGGCUCCGAAGGGGACAAGACACGACCUAAUAGUGGCCAUGAACAGUCAACCGGCUCAGAGACCAGUCAGACGAGUACGACCUCAACUUCCUCAAAAAAUACAGACUCUUCAAACAGUCACCCAGAAACCACUUCCUCGACAAAGUUUGGCGAUGAUGGACCAAAACCUACCAAAGAAACUGACCAUACCAGUCAAGCUGAAACGGCGACGACUACUUCGACUUCGAUUUCCCAGAGCCCACCAGGUCAUGAAAGUGAGACAUUGCCAACCAGUUCUUCAACGACUUCUAAUGGCGAUUUCUCCUCGCCCUAUUUGACAACAAACUCGGUUCGGGCAACCUGCACAGUAGAGGUGGUACAGACUCAUACUAGUUGGGUCGUCUUGCCAGUUUCGACAGUCGACCUUGGGUUGGUGAAGAAGUUUGCAUUACCUCCAGUGACGAGAAUGGACAGAAGACAAGCUGACUCAUGCGACACGACCGUCACAAAUACUCGUGACACUACCAUUUGGAUCACCACUGCGCAUCAGACCGUCACCAUCGGGGUCCCUCCAGACCCUACCACAUCAGCUAUUGAGAAUACUGGAGGGUCCAUCUCAACAACCUCCACAACAAGUGCCGUCCUUACUGAUCCUCAGACUAACACACUUCCGAUUGAUCCAGGCACAACGGCUACUGGUUCCGCUCCUGACGUAACCUCACCCUCAACAACAACAAACGCUGCCGGUUCACCCACAGAUCUUCCGGGUGAUGGAAGCACUCCGACCACAACCUUGCCAUCGUCACAGCCGUCUCAGCAGCCUGGAGACGCAACUACUUCGGAGAAUGCAGGUGUGACUACGUCGGCUACCACUCCAAAUGGCCCGGAUCCCACAGACAUUCACAUUACUGUUCCUGAAGAUACAAAUACAGCCCCCAACCCUGGAACGACAGCCAGUUCUGCGCCACCAGUCUUUGAGAGCUCUUCAGUGGCCACUACCCCAGGUUCUACGACAACGACAAUUUCUGUGGAUGUACCGCCGCCACCCUCUUCUAUCGUGAUCACAGAAAUUUACACUACCACGAAUGCUGACAGUUCUGUCACCACGUCAACUUCUUUGUCAACCAUCCUGAUCAACCCAGGUACAACGGUAAACAAUGGAGGACAGCCGCCUCCAGAGACACUUCCAAACCAAGUGUCGACCACCGUUCAACAUACAGUGACUGUGCCCACAGUGAAUACCCAGAAUACUGGACCAGGUCAUGCGGAACCUACUACCAAUGCUCAAGGCGGUAACAACGACAAUGGACCUCCGCCAGAGACAUCUAAAACCACCCCGGUCACGACUUUCGUUCGAGUUGUUCAAAGCACUACUGUCGUGUUAUCUAUUGAGACUACAAUUACCCCAACAAGCACAGUAACAGAUGACAGCGGCCUUGUGGCUGUGGGAGCUUUCAUCACGACUGUACCCUUCACCACGGCACUGGCUUUCACGCAAGUGAAAGCCAUAACGAAGGACGAUGGAGACACUGCGAGCGGCGCCACCCAGAAGAUUGUAACCAAUACAUACAUGGACAAGGACGGAAAUCCAACAGCCACAAUGCUUGAGACCUUGUACGCCCAUGCUUUUACAAGCAUAGAAAAAGAUAGUGAUGGGUGGCCAACGAAAACGGUAAUUCAGGAAAUCCAAGAAACACCAUUGACCACUACAAUGACGGAUCGAUAUGGGAAAAUCAAGAUAAAGACUUAUUUCGAAGACACCUCGACCAAAGCCAUGACGGAUAGCCAUGGAAAAACCACUGGCUUUCAAAUUUUUUACAUCACUGAUCUGCCGACAGUGGUAACAACGACGGACGCUGCUGGCCACACGUUGACAAUCACACAAAUGAUGCCCGCUGGCACCUCUACGUCGUUUAGCACUGUUCUGGUCGAUCCCACGAGUACUCCCAUAGCAAACGGGUCCGCUACAAACCCAACGAUUGCAGCUCUGCCUGUUUCAUCUGGGUACUACUUCUUGGGGAUAUUACUCCCGACUUUGCUGGCCAUUGGAAUAUCCAUUCCGAUUCGGGUUCUCGAUUCAACAGUCAAGCUGCACCAACCUUUCAGUGCCAUGACCUUGUCGUAUGGUGCACGUCCAGCGGACUCUCUCGGCCUCAAGACAACGGGGCUUUGGGGUCUCACCUCAGGAUUCGUUUCGCCUAGAAUGGGUAACUGGCUUCUGGCCGUGACGGGGCUUCUUGUUGUUGCAAACUCGAUACUGAUUGCCCUCAGCACCGAGGCUCUGGACCUUGAGGUACAAGACGUCAAUUGCACAAUGUCAAGCGACGGACUUUUCAAGACAUGUCCAACAUCUGUGGUCAUAUCCAUGGCACCAGCCAAGUCUACUACAGGGCUGAUUUGUUUAAUGGCCAUACUCAUUGCUGUCGCUGCCAAGGCUUUGUGGCGCCGACGAAGCGGUGUGAUUAAUGAUAUACCAUGGAGCAUCUUUGAGAUGAGACGUCUGGCACAGCACGAGAGCACUCUGACUAGUCUCAAUAAGCUUGACUGGAAAUUCGGCAAUGUUACUCGAGACGAAGUAAUCAGGGCCUUUGGCAAGAGAAGGUUCAAACUUGAUUAUUGGAAAAACGGGAAUGCAGGCUGGGAGUAUGUUGUACAAGUUGCCAACGACGACGGUGACUAUGCAAAGGAUAAAAGAUCUGGCAUCCACCGGAUGUGUAGCAUGCCAUUCUUCACCUUGACUCUUUUGGGUCGAGUCUUGUUCUUUUUGUUCCUGCUGGCAUUGGCAUUGAUGGUAUUGUUAUACCACAAUACCCACGGCGCGUUCCAAGACUUUAUGGACAGCGAGAACUUUGGCGGACGCUUCAUCCUGACUGGUGCUGGCGUGAUUAUAUCAAUGAUAUGGUGGACCUUUUUUACUUGCGUCGCAUUUCUCAGCCCUUACCGACUCAUAGUUCGGAAAAAGUCCGUCCAAGAUGCAUUAUACCUCAGCCCACCCUCGAAUCCUUUCUCCGGGUUUUGGAGAGUAAUCAGUAGACAACAUCCAGACAAGUUUCUAGGCGUCGUUGCUUUUACUGCCAUACUUUCCGAGUUCUUGCCCUUGUUCCUCGCCAACGUUCCAGCCCGGCUGGAAGAGCCGGAUUCAAUGAGCGCCGCCUGUGUAUGGCUAUCGAUUAGCGUCAUUUGCAUCAUGGCCGUGGUGCUCAUAUCGUCGUUUCUCAUCACUUGGCCGCCCGAGAUGCCCAUGGACCCGAGUACGGUGGCCGGAGCCAUGUUUUAUGCCCUGGAGAGCAUGGCAAGUAUGAAGCGCAAGUCUUCGAGCACUUUGGGAGGUGUGUCUAUGAAUACUGUAUAA
Molecule: messenger RNA, 4599 nt
Organism: Pestalotiopsis fici W106-1
Lineage: Eukaryota; Fungi; Ascomycota; Sordariomycetes; Amphisphaeriales; Sporocadaceae
Exons: 2
Coding region: 1-4599 (1532 amino acids)
Source: RefSeq, a predicted model, not a curated record